Actinia tenebrosa (Australian red waratah sea anemone) is the source of this 629-nucleotide messenger RNA. RefSeq lists its product as uncharacterized. Lineage: Eukaryota; Metazoa; Cnidaria; Anthozoa; Actiniaria; Actiniidae. The record is from RefSeq and is a predicted model, not a curated record.
AUGUCAAAGUUCGAUGAGAAGUUUAGAGGGUCUUUUGACGUUUCAAAAAAUAACCAGGAAAGCGUUGCAAGUCAGUCAAGAAAUCUAAAGCGCAGUCAAGAUGAACUAAGCCUCUCUAGCUCUAGCGGUAGUGAAGUGCUGCAGCAAUCCCAAACGCAGGACAUAGCGAAAAAACCCAAACAAAUGCAAGAAUCUUGUGGUGAAAUAUGUGUUGGUUCUGAAGAGAAAAGUCCACCAGUGGUGGCAAAGUGCCACCAAAACAAUCCAGGUUUCAAAGGUCCUGAAAUGAAAGGACCAAAUCUACAAGCAGAAGGCGCUAGACUUGAAACUGUUCUUCGAGACAUCGGACAGGAAACGAAGAUGCUUUUCUUAAAGUGGAGCCAUCCAUUUUCGGAAAGCGAAGCAUUUGAAGCAUUUUGCCCAUCGAGAUUAGACGAACUUCUCAGUGAAGCAAAUCAGCUGGAAUUGCACUUGAAGAAGCAAAAAGAACAACUGAAAAACAGACUCAGUGACCUCUCGAAAACUCUUAAAUUGCAAAUGAAAUGAUAAGUUGUUCUCCGUCAAUUUGUCAGUAUUGCCUUGUAUCUGUUGUUCAAAUAUCUUUUAAGAAGGAACGUUCUUAGUAUCAA